AUGGGUAAGACAUUGAACUAUAUUCCCCCUGCUAUACGUGAAGGUACAUUCAUUGUGCAAAUUGAAGUAGAAGAUACAAGGGAACAGGAAAUUUACUGGAGUACAGCACUGAUUGGUAUGGAUUUCAAGUUUGACCCUGGGUGUAUGAGUGUUAUUCCUUUAUGGAUCAAAUUUUUGGGACUUCCAUUGGGGUUUUGGUCCAUAGAAGUAUUGAGCAAACUAGCUAGUGUUGUUGGGAAGCCUCUAUACACAGAUAGAAUUACUGCUAAGAUGGAGAAGGUAUCAUAUGCAAGAGUGCUUGUUGAAGCUGAUGUUUCACAUCCUUUCCCGGAUAGUUUUGAAAUGCAAACUCCAAGAGGGAUAAUCAACCAGCAAAUUGAAUAUGAUUGGAAACCUAAAUUUUAUUGUGAUUGCAUCAGAUUUGGACAUAAUUCAAAUGAAUGUUGGAUGAAGGAAAAGCUGGAAAUGGAGAAGGAGUUCAAAGAGCAACCAAAGAGGAAAAGGAAUAAGAACAAAACUAAUCUAAAAUGGCUACCAAAGGAGCAUAGGGGGAAUGAAACUAGUCAAUUAGGAGGGCAAACAGAAUUGGUAAAACAGUCUAUAGUUGAGACAGAAGGGAUGCAAACAGGAUUGGUAAAACAGUCUAUGCCAGAAGGCUGUACUCAAAUGGCAAAUGACAAAUCUGAGGAAUCAGGGCAGAAGGAUCAAAAUACUAGAACAAUUGGUAAGGGCAAGGCUGUCCAACAAGCUCCAGUUGCAUCAAUUAGCUCUAGUAACAGAUUUGGAAUAUUGCAAAUCAAUGACACAGACACAAUCCAAGGGGACGCUGGCCCUUCCAGCUUCACCCAAAAAUGA
Molecule: messenger RNA, 855 nt
Organism: Nicotiana attenuata
Lineage: Eukaryota; Viridiplantae; Streptophyta; Magnoliopsida; Solanales; Solanaceae
Exons: 2
Coding region: 1-855 (284 amino acids)
Source: RefSeq, a predicted model, not a curated record